AUGCUGAAAUAUGUAAAAGCAAUUCCAGGAGCCUUUACUCCUACCAAAGGAUCUCCUAGAGCUGCAGGAUUUGAUUUAAGGAGUGUCUACAGUAUAACUGUACCUGCAAGGGAUAAGGCGCUCAUAAAUACAGGUCUGAAAUUUGAAUUGCCUUCAGGAUGCUAUGGAAGAAUAGCACCUAGAUCAGGAUUAGCUUCAAAAAACGGCAUCAAUGUUGGAGCUGGUGUUAUCGAUCAAGAUUAUAGGGGAAUUGUGAUGGUUCUACUCUUCAACCAUUCGAAUGAAGACUUUCAAGUAAACGUUGGAGAUCGUAUAGCUCAAUUAAUUUGUGAGCGUAUACACUAUCCUGAAUUGGUUGAGGAAAAAGAACUUACCCAUACAGAACGCAACACCAAUGGUUUUGGAUCAACAGGGCGAUAAUAAAAACCUAGCUCUAAGUGUUUUUUUUAUAUAACUUGCCUAUAAAUAUUAUUGUAAUGAAUAUAUUUAUUAAGUAUAUUAAGCCUAUUAAAAAAAUAGAAGCAUUUAUGCUAGAGAAAUUUUCUCAAAUCGUGGUAUAAAAUGUAAAGAUUAUAUUAUUUUACUUUAGUAUCCAUAAUAGUUAAGACAGAUAGAGAGCGUGAAAAAUUUUAUUAAUAAAAAAAUUAAUAAGAAUGGUAAAUACAAGUCUUCCGCAAGAAGUAUCAGAAGAUAUUCG
Sitophilus oryzae (rice weevil) is the source of this 697-nucleotide messenger RNA. RefSeq names its product deoxyuridine 5'-triphosphate nucleotidohydrolase-like. The transcript is spliced from 2 exons. Gene Ontology annotation, molecular function: magnesium ion binding; dUTP diphosphatase activity. Gene Ontology annotation, biological process: dUTP catabolic process; dUMP biosynthetic process. The record is from RefSeq and is a predicted model, not a curated record. NCBI's taxonomy places the organism in Eukaryota, Metazoa, Arthropoda, Insecta, Coleoptera, Curculionidae. Bases 1 to 420 code for a protein of 139 amino acids.